Molecule: messenger RNA, 1491 nt
Organism: Trichoderma gamsii
Lineage: Eukaryota; Fungi; Ascomycota; Sordariomycetes; Hypocreales; Hypocreaceae
Exons: 4
Coding region: 1-1491 (496 amino acids)
Source: RefSeq, a predicted model, not a curated record
AUGGCAGUUCCUAGCUCAGGUACAUUCGUCGUCUCUCAGAUAGAUGUGCUUGAAAGCAUCCGCAGAGGACACUCCGUGCCGGUCACGGAGCUCACCACUUCGAGGGAACAAAGAACACAGGAUGCCGAGACCAUCCAGGACCUCAUCAGUGCCAUUUUCCCCAGCUCACAGCGGCGGGGAAUAUCCAUACCCUCCUUCCAAAUGUAUCUCAAUUCGAAUUUGAUCACAACAUUCUCAAACACACAGUCGGCUCUCGGCAAGGCCGCGACAAGCAUCAUCGAGCGCUGGUAUUCCGACGAGCAGGCUGGAUUCCCGGCGAGAAUGCCGGUGGAGGAACACGAGGAUCGUGUGCUCCGAUGGAUCGCAAGCUCCGGGAUCGUCCCUCCAUAUGCCGGGAGACAAGGAUCUUGGCGUCCGGAUUAUCUCUUCAGCGCAACGUCCGAGAAGGCCUUUCAGCCUGUAAUCUGCGAGAUAAAUGCUCGGCUUCCGUUCAACACCUGGCUCCUGCUCGGCUCUGCUUCCAAGCCAUUCGAUCAGCUCGGGCUUGACAAGGCCGGUCUCAAGACUGGCCACGAUGGUGAUGUAAGGAACAAAAUCCGUAAAAUGGAUCUUCUAAGCGCUUGUGCAUUCCACUCGGCAAUUCUCAGCAUGUUCGAUGCGUCUCAUCCCGGGCAUAUCCUAAUAGGUUCUGAGUGGAAGGGCAUAGACGUCCAUGUUCUCCCGAACCUCUUUCAAGGCAAGACUGGACAGCCGAUGCGGAUCAUCUCGCCGGUACAGUUGCGGCUUACCCCGGACUCCAGCUCGCCCACAGGAUAUCAUCUCUCUUGCACGGUCGUCAACCCCGAGAGCGGCAAUGAGGUCGAGGAGCGAGUCUGGCAGAUGGCCCUUGAGAUCGUGCAAGGCGAACUGCGGGAUCUGGACCCCGACGUCAUGCGGGAGAUUGCGCGCGUCUGCAUCAAUGAUUUCAGAACCUACUUCUUGUUGCAUGAUAAGCGCUUCCUCGCUAUCAUACUCGAAGAACUCAACAACCUCCUAACCUUAGGAGUGUUUACUGCUGACGAAGCGCAACUACUCAGAGAAGGCAUCGUCCCUUCAUAUCUUCCCGGAUCGCAGCGCUGGCGGGAAACGAUUGCUUCGCCAGCGACGAAAGAUAGUUUCGUACUCAAAAAUGGCAGAGGAGGAAUCGGGAUGGGACAUGUCUUCGGGAGCAGUGUCUCGGAAGAGGAGUGGGUCUCCGCUCUUGAGAAGGCGGGUGAAGUCAAGCAAUACCUGGGCGGCCAGGCCGUCUCUCUCCAGCAGAAGGUAACACAGCAUGAAUUCGAUAUUCUCAACGCUGCUGGAGAAGAUAAUGGGAAGAUGCAUGUUGUGGGCUCGUGGGUUGCGUUGAACGGAAAGUUCGUCGGAACAGCAGUGAUGAGGAUUGCUGAAGAGCUGUGUCUACCGAUUCGGGAGGGAGGCAGGGGAAUGGAGUCUUUGUUUGAGAAGACCUAG